CUUGAUUGUACCCUGAAUUAAAAAAAUAAGAAACUGUAGAGUUCUCAGAGCUCCUGGUACGAGCAUCUUCCCUUGGGUGGAUUCUUGGCUUUUCUCCCAGCAUGGCCCCCAAACACCAGUCUUCACUUCCACCCCAAGCAAAGAAACCGAAGAAACCAAGACUGACUCCUGCCUCCAAGCCAGAGGAAACGUCUGCUUCUCCGAACUUGACGAACAAAGAAAAAGAACAGCAAGAAGCAAUUGAACAUAUUGAUGAAGUACAAAAUGAAACAGACAGACUUAACGAACAAGCCAGUGAGGAGAUUUUGAAAGUAGAACAGAAAUAUAACAAACUCCGCCAACCAUUUUUUCAGAAGAGGUCGGAAUUGAUGGCCAAAAUCCCAAAUUUUGGGGUAACAUUUGUUAACCAUCCACAAGUGUCUGCACCGCUUGGGGAGGAGGAUGAAGAGGCGCUGCAUUAUUUGACAAGAGUGGAAGUGACAGAAUUUGAAGAUAUUAACUCAGGUUACAGAAUAGAUUUUUAUUAUGAUGAAAACCCUUACUUCGAAAAUAAAGUUCUCUCCAAAGAAUUUCAUCUGAAUGAGAGUGGUGAUCCAUCUUCAAAGUCCACUCAAAUCAAAUGGAAAUCCAGAAAGGAUUUGACAAAACGUUCAAGUCAAACGCAGCAUAAAGCCAGCAGGAAGAGACAGCAUGAGGAACCAGCAGGCUUCUUCACCUGGUUUACUGAUCAUUCUGAUGCAGGUGCAGAUGAGUUAGGAGAGGUCAUCAAAGAUGAUAUUUGGCCAAAUCCAUUACAGUACUACUUGGUUCCGGACGUGGAUGAUGAGGAAGGGGAAGGAGAAGAAGAUGAUGAUGAUGAAGAGGAAGAAGGAUUGGAAGAUAUUGAUGAAGAAGGGGAUGCGGAUGAAGGUGAAGAAGAUGAAGAUGAUGAUGAGGGGGAGGGAGGAGAGGAAGAUGAAGGAGAAGAUAACUAAUGGAACACUGAUGGAUUCCAACCUUCCUUUUUAAAUUUUCUCCAGUCUCUGGGAGCAAGUUGCAGUCUUUUUCUCUUCUCCUCUUGUGUUCAGGCGCCCUGUUUUUGAGGUCUCUUUUCUCCUUUAUACUAUGGAUCACAACUUAUUUGGGGGGAAAAUACCUUGAGCAGAAUUCAGUGGGAAAAGAAUCUCUACCCCUUUCUGUUCCAAAUUCAUUUUUAUCCUUUCCUGUCUCAACAAAAACUUUAUGGAAUCAACACCACCAUUCUCUGUGGGAAAAAAGAAAAACCUGCUCCCUUAGCUCUGCUGGAAGCUGGAGGGUGCUAGGCCCCUGUGUACUAGUGCAUAGAAUUCUAGCUUUUUUCCUCCUUUCUCUGUAUAUUGGGCUCAGAGAUUACACUGUGUCUCCAAGUGAAUAUGGACAGUUAGCGUUUACCAACAUGUAUCUGUCUACUUUCUCUUAUUUAAAAAAAGAAAAAAAAACUUUAAAAAAUGGGGUUAUAGAAGGUCAGCAAAGGGUGGGUUUGAGAUGUUUGGGUGGGUUAAGUGGGCAUUUUGACAACAUGGCUUCUCCUUUGGCAUGUUUAAUUGUGAUGUUUAACGGACAUCCUUGCAAUUUAAGAUGACACUUUUAAAAUAAAAUUCUCUCCUAAUGAUGACUUGAGCCCUACCACUCGAUGGGAGAAUCAGCAGAACCUGUAGGAUCUUAUUUGCAAUUAACAUUCUCUAUUGUAAUUUUGUCCCUGUUUAUUUUUAAAUUUUUCUUUUUGUUUCACUGGAAAGGAAAGAUGAUGUUCAGUUUUAAACGUUAAAAUUGUACAAGUUGCUUUGUUACAAUAAAACUAAAUGUGUACACACACACCAAAAAAAAGAAACUGUAAAGGAUAUUAUUGGGACAAUUGAGGAAAUUUAAAUAAUGGGCUGAUUGUAUUUAUGUUAAGUUUCCUUAGAGUGAAUAGUAUAUAGUAGUUGCAUGUAAGGAUAGCUUUGUUCCUAGGAAAUACCUGCUGAAUGUUUAGGUGUGAAGGGUCACAAUAGCUUCAAGUAACUGUUUAAUGGAUUGGGGAAAAACAGAUAGAUAGACAGAUAGAUGGAAGAGGGAGGGAGAGAGAGAAUGUAGCAAAACAUCAACAAAUGAUAUGCCUAAAUGAAGGGUAUAUAGGGUGUUUAUUUGCUUUUUUUUUUUGGCUGCAUCCUGCAACUUGCAGUUUCCAUGACCAGGGAUUGAACCCGUGCACUCUGCAUUGGCAGGCAGAUUCUUAACCACUGUGCCACCAGUGAAGUCCCUUGACUACUGUUAAUUGAGUCAAGGGUAGGGCAUCUUACCCACAAACAUCUAAUCUAUAGAUUGGCAGGGGGUUCAUGAGAUGGACUGUCUUAAGGAAAUGGAUCCUCUCUUUGGGGAAUUCAGAUCUCAAGACAUGAAGAGUUGAACAGCUAUAGCAAGAUUAGAAAUCAUACAUCAAGAAAAGCAGGGAUGCACCUGAAACAAGAGUACCAAGAUGGCAGAGUCCUGGGAUAAGAACUGAUCAAAAACUUACUAAUGCUGAGAGAGUGACAGCUAGGUCUACACUGGGUCCUAAGGGCCACCCAGUUCCUGAGCCACAUUCCACUCUCUGUGAGACCUACAUAUUCAGCCCUUCUUGUAGUGACAAGUAGGGUUCUUAAACUUCCAUGGGGCCCAACUGUGUGUCUGAGGUUCCUGUUUCUUUAUGUAUCCUUAAAAUGUACCUCCAGGUUUCAGUUAGGGUGGUUCCAGUGCAAGUAGCAGGAAUCCUAACUCAGUCUACCUUAAACAGUAAGGAAAUACAUCUCAAAUAACAGGAGUUUCAAAGGUAGUGAGCUCUAUAGACAGCACUAUCAGGGCUGAAGCUCCAUAUCUCUCAGUUCUGACCUUCCCCCUCUAUUGGCUUUGUCAUCAAAGCCCACAGUUGGCUGUAAAUAGCAGUUGGAGCAACAUGUUCCUUGUUCAUAUCUCUUAGAGAGAAAUAGGGUCUCUUCCCCAAACCGUGUAAUAAAAAUCCUGCUCGUCAGCAUGAUUGUGCCAACUUUGGACAGAUGCCAAUCUUUGAAUGGCCUAAGAAAUGCCACAUGCAGGGAAUUCCCUGGCGGUCCAGUGGUUAGAACUCUGCACUCUCAUUGCUGAGGGCCCGGGGUUCAAUCCCUGGUCAGGGAACUAAAAUCCCACAAGCUGCACAGCAGGGCCAAAAAACCAAGCCAAAACAAAACAAAAUAAAAAAGAAAUGCCACAGGCUGAUUAGGUUAAGCCAGAAUCUCUGAACCAAUAAAAGGCAAGGAGAUGAUAUUGGCAUGAUUGACUUUAACUGCAGCGACCUACUGUUGGAGCUGAAGAUAGUCAGCUUUUUCUUAGUGACAUGGGAUGUGUAAGGGAAGAUGUGGACUCCUGAACAAAACUGGGAUUUUAUCAAGAAGGGAGAAGGAAGGAAAUGGAUGUCCUGAAGGCAGACAAUAGUAUUCACUACACCUCAUUCUCAAACAAACCUGUUGUUUGAGGUGGAACUAUACAAGUUGGAACUAUGUUUCAGCCUAGAGAGAGUUUCUGAACAUUAGUUUUUCUAAGUUUUCCUCAAGUAACCCACUUUAAUAUUUCUUAAUUCUCCUUUAAUUUUCCCACGUAAAAAUAUGUAAUACUUAUACAUUCAAAAGCAUACAUUUAUAUUGAGUAUAUAUGAUAUGUGUAUUUAAAUGUAUACUUUUGAAUGUAUGAAAUACUGUAUAACAUAUAUAGAUACUAUAAAAUAUUACAUACAUAGAGUAUAUUUAAGGGAUAAAGAAUAUUACUAAAAUGAACACCCUUGUACAUAUAACCUAAUUUAAGAAAAAGAAUAUUACCCAUAACUUUGACACUUUCUAUAUAAUCCUCUCUGAUUACGUUCCCUCCUUCUCUCACCUCCACCCCACCUCUUAGGUAACCACUCUCCUGGAUUUUGUAUUUGUCAUCCUUUUGGUUUACUUUAUAGUUUUACCGAUUACUUGUAUACCUUAACAAUAUGUUUGUAAUGUGUAUGCUUUUGAGUUGCCUAUAAAUGAAAACAUGCUGUAUAUAGUAAUUUUUGUGGUAGAAUAUACAUAACAUAAAAUUCACCAUGUUAACCAUUUUCAAGUGUACAGUUCAGUGGCAUUAAGUACAUUCACACUGUUGUGCAACCAUCACCACCGUCCAACUCCAAAUUUUUUUGUUUUCUAAAACUGAAACUCUGUACCCAUUAAACAAAAACUUCCAAUUCCUCCCUUCCCCCAACCCCUAUCAAUCCUGAUUCUAUUUUUUGUCUUCAUGAAUUUGACUACUCUAGUUACC
This is a messenger RNA of Balaenoptera ricei (Rice's whale), 4293 nucleotides long. Its product is annotated as protein SET-like. The transcript has a single exon. Gene Ontology annotation, biological process: nucleosome assembly. Gene Ontology annotation, molecular function: histone binding; chromatin binding. Gene Ontology annotation, cellular component: nucleus; chromatin. Lineage: Eukaryota; Metazoa; Chordata; Mammalia; Artiodactyla; Balaenopteridae. The coding region runs from base 102 to 974 and encodes 290 amino acids. The record is from RefSeq and is a predicted model, not a curated record.